Molecule: messenger RNA, 625 nt
Organism: Lemur catta (Ring-tailed lemur)
Lineage: Eukaryota; Metazoa; Chordata; Mammalia; Primates; Lemuridae
Gene: RPS16
Product: ribosomal protein S16
Exons: 5
Coding region: 120-560 (146 amino acids)
Biological process (GO): translation; maturation of SSU-rRNA from tricistronic rRNA transcript (SSU-rRNA, 5.8S rRNA, LSU-rRNA)
Cellular component (GO): cytosolic small ribosomal subunit; ribosome
Molecular function (GO): structural constituent of ribosome; RNA binding
Source: RefSeq, a predicted model, not a curated record
UUGCGACGCAGCGCUCAAGGCGCCUGCGCAGACCCUGAAAAGCGGCCUGGUUAGUCCUGAGCCUUCCUUUUCCGGUUGUGGAACCGCGCGGUGAGGAUCCUCGGUCCACGCCCGUCCCCAUGCCGUCCAAGGGCCCGUUGCAGUCCGUGCAGGUCUUCGGACGCAAGAAAACGGCCACAGCCGUGGCGCACUGCAAACGCGGCAAUGGCCUUAUCAAGGUGAACGGGCGGCCCCUGGAGAUGAUUGAGCCGCGCACGCUCCAAUACAAGCUGCUGGAACCUGUUCUGCUUCUGGGUAAGGAGCGGUUCGCUGGUGUGGACAUCCGUGUCCGUGUGAAGGGUGGUGGUCAUGUGGCCCAGAUUUAUGCUAUUCGUCAGUCCAUCUCCAAAGCCCUGGUCGCCUAUUACCAGAAAUAUGUGGAUGAGGCUUCCAAGAAGGAGAUCAAAGACAUCCUCAUCCAGUAUGAUCGGACCCUGCUGGUAGCUGACCCCCGUCGCUGCGAAUCCAAAAAGUUUGGAGGCCCUGGUGCCCGUGCUCGCUACCAGAAAUCUUACCGAUAAGCCCAUCACGAGGAUCGGGGUUCACCUGUAUAAUAAAAAAUGGUUGUAGGAUUUUAAGGUUUUAA